Molecule: messenger RNA, 1682 nt
Organism: Brassica oleracea var. oleracea
Lineage: Eukaryota; Viridiplantae; Streptophyta; Magnoliopsida; Brassicales; Brassicaceae
Product: glyceraldehyde-3-phosphate dehydrogenase GAPB, chloroplastic
Exons: 9
Coding region: 129-1475 (448 amino acids)
Biological process (GO): glucose metabolic process
Cellular component (GO): chloroplast
Molecular function (GO): glyceraldehyde-3-phosphate dehydrogenase (NAD+) (phosphorylating) activity; NAD binding; NADP binding
Source: RefSeq, a predicted model, not a curated record
AUAUUCAUCUGUUUCAUUAUCAACCACAGGAUGCUUUUUAUCAAAAUCAAAGAUGUGAGGAUGCAUGUAUAUAUGCCACUGCUCAAAAUUUUGAUCAGCAUCCUUAGCCUUUUUCUCUUCUUGCAACUAUGGCCACACAUUCAGCUCUUGCCGUCUCCAGAAUCCCCGUCAAACCGAGGCUGCAGUCUAAGAGUGCCAUCCACUCUUUCCCAGCUCAAUGUUCCUCCAAGAGGCUAGAAGUGGCUGCAUUCUCCGGCCUGCGAGUCAGCAGUAACGGUGGGGAAGCAUCUUUCUUUGAUGCCAUAGCUGCUCAAAUCACCCCCAAGGCUGUGGGGACACCCUCUCCUGUUAGAGGAGAGACAGUGGCAAAACUGAAGGUGGCCAUCAAUGGGUUUGGAAGGAUUGGUAGGAACUUCCUCAGGUGUUGGCACGGUCGCAAGGACUCUCCUCUCGAAGUUGUUGUGCUUAACGACAGUGGUGGUGUCAAGAACGCAUCCCACUUGCUCAAGUAUGACUCCAUGCUUGGAACCUUCAAGGCCGAUGUGAAAAUAGUCGACAAUGAAACUAUCAGCGUUGAUGGCAAGCUCAUCAAAGUCGUCUCAAACAGAGAUCCUCUUAAGCUUCCAUGGGCUGAUCUCGGCAUUGACAUUGUCAUCGAGGGAACAGGAGUGUUUGUUGAUGGGCCAGGAGCAGGGAAGCACAUCCAAGCUGGAGCCUCGAAAGUGAUCAUCACAGCACCAGCUAAAGGCGCUGAUAUCCCAACCUAUGUUGUGGGAGUCAAUGAGCAAGACUAUUCUCAUGACGUUGCUAACAUCAUUAGUAAUGCAUCUUGCACCACCAACUGUUUGGCUCCCUUUGCGAAAGUUUUGGAUGAAGAGUUUGGAAUCGUCAAGGGGACUAUGACAACGACACACUCUUACACCGGGGACCAAAGGCUCCUAGAUGCAUCACACAGGGACCUAAGGCGUGCAAGAGCCGCAGCACUGAACAUUGUACCGACUAGCACAGGUGCAGCAAAGGCGGUGUCGUUGGUGCUCCCCCAGCUGAAGGGUAAACUCAACGGCAUUGCACUCCGUGUGCCGACCCCAAACGUCUCUGUGGUUGACCUUGUUAUAAACGUUGAGAAGAAAGGUUUGACUGCUGAAGACGUUAACGAGGCCUUCAGAAAAGCGGCCGCUGGACCGCUCAAGGGCGUUUUAGAGGUUUGCGACACGCCACUUGUCUCUUGUGACUUCAGGUGCUCUGAUGUCUCAACCACCAUUGACUCUUCCCUCACAAUGGUCAUGGGUGAUGAUAUGGUCAAGGUGGUCGCCUGGUACGACAACGAGUGGGGUUACAGCCAAAGAGUAGUGGAUUUGGCUCACCUAGUGGCUGCCAAGUGGCCGGGAGAGGUAGCUGCUGGAAGCGGAGACCCUUUGGAAGAUUUCUGUAAGACAAACCCAGCCGAUGAAGAAUGCAAAGUCUAUGAAGCUUGAUUCCAAUCUUUUUCUCUAAACUGUUUCCGAGCAAUUUGGUUUAUCUUCCAGUGACAAUUUAUCGAAAUCAUAUAAACCGUACCUCUUAAACUCUAUCAUAUAUUUCGUCUUCUUUCUUUUUACUAUUAUAUCAAAAGGCAAUGUAUGUAAUACCCAUUCCUUUUCAUUGCCUCAUGUGCGAUCUCGAGGAUACAAUAAUUUCAAUGA